Messenger RNA from Blepharisma stoltei, 816 nucleotides. The record is from the annotation of a GenBank genome assembly. NCBI's taxonomy places the organism in Eukaryota, Ciliophora, Heterotrichea, Heterotrichida, Blepharismidae.
AUGGGGGACCAAGAAACCCUUUACAUAAUUGAAUCAAUUGUUGAGAAAAAAUUUUCCACAAGCCUCAACUGCUGAACCUACCAAAUCAAAUGGGAAGGCUUCUCCUCUGAAGAAAACACCUGGGAGCCUGAAGAAAACUUAAGAUCUGUGCCUGGACUUCUAGACCGAUUUAAUGCGGAAUGGGAAAAAAAGGAAGAAAAACUUAAAGAGCAACAAAAGAAAAAGCUUGAAAGACUCGCAAAGCAACGACAACGGCGUCAAGAAAAGCGCAAAGCUGAAACUCCAGGGAAAAUUCAAACUACUCUUGAUGAAGGAGAGCCUAGAAAGCGAAAAAAAGCUGAUCCCCCUAAAGACCUAAAAGAGCUUGUUAACAAUUCUCCACCAGAUUCUCCUGAAAAAAGUGAAGGCUCAAAAUCCCCAUUUCAAAACGAAAAAUCAGGCAUGGAAAAUGAAAACUCCAGCCAAGAAGAAACUCAGAAAAAUCCUGAAGAAGAAAAAGUAGACUUUGAAGAAGAAUUAAACAUGUCAAAAAAUGAAGGAGAUGAAAAUAAAAAUCCUGACGAAAAUAUCCAAAAAGCCAAAGAAUUCACAUAUAAGUUUGAGAUAGAAAAUGAUAAAGGCGACUUUAGCAAUUCUGAGCCUGCAAAAAUUUUGGGGUGCAGGAAGCUGUCAGGGGACGUUUAUUAUGCGGUGCUUUUUAAAGUAAGAAAAGAUGGGACUAUACCUUCUAUAUCACUGAUACCUCAUAAAGAAAUGGUUGCAAAUGCACCAAAGAUGCUGAGUGAUUAUUUGUUAGAAAAUUUAAUAGCUUCUUAA